Aedes albopictus (Asian tiger mosquito) is the source of this 3268-nucleotide messenger RNA. RefSeq names its product GATA zinc finger domain-containing protein 8-like. The coding region runs from base 2172 to 2924 and encodes 250 amino acids. The transcript has 3 exons. NCBI's taxonomy places the organism in Eukaryota, Metazoa, Arthropoda, Insecta, Diptera, Culicidae. The record is from RefSeq and is a predicted model, not a curated record.
UUCCUCAGCUGGUCACGCACCCCGAGUCCGAAUCAAAACAUUAUGCGCCUUCACACUUCUCCGUUUUCCUGUGAGGAGAAUGAUACCUGCCUGGUAUAUACACUGGUGAUCAUCAAAUUACCACCACCCAUUCCCAACCAUAUCCCAUCCCAAUCGCGCAUGCAAGCAGCACCAGAACAACAGCCAAGAAGAUCCCGCGCCGCCGGAGACCCAACAAAACUUCGCUCCGGUGCGGUGGUACAGCAGAGGAGCGCAAUAAUCGUGCAGUUUUGUAAUUCUAUAUCCUUCGCAUCGACUUUCCGACUGAAGCGGAACACGGCACGAUCGACGACCAGCAGGGCAGGGGGGGAAGAAGCACGUUCUCGCUCUCAAACGCGGCAGUGCCAGCCAGUCAGCCAGAUUCGUAGCAACCUUCGUCGAGAGUGGACGUGUUUUCCGUUCGGCUUCACCCGUCGAUUCCAUGUGUUGGGUUCGUUUAUCCGCGCGAUUCUCCUCAGAGGCGGUCAGUCAGUGUGUGUUGUUUUUGAAUUUGGAAAGGUUGAACACCUCCGUGGAGGAAUCUCCUCUGCGCGUUCUGAAAUACUUACAACGUUUCUGUCGUGUGUGCAGUUUCGUCGUGGGAAAUUUAUUUUUAAUUGAGUGUCCUACCCCAGAAGAGUGUUGCCAGCCAGUUCGGGAUGAGGAGAAGAGCAAACACCUGGCACCGGGUGAUGAUGGAUUAUUAAUUGUGCUACAAUGUGUGUCGCGUCAGUUGCUGCAACCAAAAUUGUGGAGGAGACGCAUGGUGCGCUUUCGAAAUGCUAGGCAAGCGAGUGAGUGAGUCAAUGAAGAGAGUAUUUCGCGCCGAUUGGAAGUGAAAUAUGAAUUAAAAAUAGCUGCUCCGGAAAAGUAGCAAGCGGUGCCGUUGGUUUUGGAACCGAAACGAGCGCGAAAAGUGUAUCUACAGUAGCAAAGUAGUGCAUCGAUGAGCAACAAUGUGAAGAGGAGCAGAGGCCAAACAGCGAGCGAGCACAUAACAACACCCGAUCCUAUUCAGCGAGUGAGUGAGUGAGAAAUGGUGAAAUUUGAUACUUUUAAAACGCGAAACCCGCGCACGGUUGGUGGCUCGUACGUGGAGUUCAAAGAUCUCUCGACUCCACGUUGUGACCAAUAAUAAUAAUAAUCAAAGCGGCGACGUGCUGAAACUACUGUGAGAUGGUGUUGUUCGUUUUGGAUGGCGGGUUUUGUAUGCAGCCACAGUGAGUAAAGAAUUGGCACAUUUCGCGCGCGUAACUAAAACGGUUCGUGUAGUGAUCAAUUUUGUCCAGCAUCGCACAAUGCGCUGAGAAUUUGUACACGGGGAAACUGAAAGUUUGCACAAUGUCGGUUACAACGUUGUAAUUGGAGACGGUGGACUUUUUUUUUAUUUGCUGGCAUACCGAUGAUGGAAAAACUGGUAGACCCUCUGGACAUUGAUCUGAAAUAUGUGCAAUAGCCAAAGUGACAACACUGAACGAGCUUUAAUCGUGCGAUUUAAAACUCAUUUAGCACUAAUCGAUAAUUGGAAGUAGUCACAUUGAUCAGUCUAGUCAAACGGAACUUGAUAAGAUCCCUGGCAAAUGAAAACAGAAGAAAUAAUCGCCCUUCUUCGUCCGACUACUGCGCGCAAUAACGAUCGUAUCUCAUAAAUCAACCGUUCGUCUAUCAGCUUUGUAUCAGUGUACGGUCAACCAGCAACCUAAUAUAUAAAAAGAAAACUUCGAAACGAAAAUAUGCAGAUCAUAUGUGAAAGAUACUAGAAGCCAGUCGCCGUCGGUUCAAAUUACCCCCAGUUUCCAAACGACAUUAUUCAAUCGGAUGGAAUUUAAAUUUUGAAAUCAAAGCUGUUACUCGCUCGAUUAGGCCGCGUGGGAUAAAACUGUUCGUUGCUUCCCCUCGCUGGGUUUUGUUUUGAUCCGCGUUGUUCAAUCCCCGGUGAACAAUCAUAAGGGAGGGAUUAGUGACGUCACACCGUCGAUAUUCUGGACUGUAUACAGUGAACCGAGACUAAAAGGGAAAUACCCAACAUUAGUUCGCGCUCUCUUUCUCGUGUCCGCACUUGGUUGCAUGCGAAAAGGAUCCAGUUUCAACGACGGCGACGCGACGACGUGAGAGCGAAAUCGUCACAUUCUGCAAAACCCAACUGGCCGGCGAUGGAUCUAGUGAUGGCCGCAGCUGCAUCAACAACCCCCAGCACACCAUCGGCGGCGGUGGUGGCGGCAUCGAAGAGUUCACCUCCACCACCCCACCGGAUUAAGGUCAAAAAGGAAAUUUGCACCGAACCGGACAACAUCAAGGACUUUGCCGAGACGGCCAUGAACGACAUUCUCGGCUGGUAUGGCUACGGGGACAGCGUGGAUCAUCGUAUCGAUAUCAGCACGGCUCCUCCGCCUUCCCGCUCGAAUGCAGCAGCAGCAGCAGCAGGUGACUCUGGCAACAACCAGCGCAGCAACAACGGUAGCAAGGACAGCAGCAGCUCGUCAUCAUCAUCCACCCUGACUACGACGUCGGUGGGGGCGAUGGGUGCAGCGACGACGACGACGAAAUCGAAGCACAGCAAGACACAACAGCACAAGCCCAGGCAAUUCAAUAUGCUGCAGCAUAAUUCCAGUGAGAUAAGUGAUAGCAUUAUUGCAUCGGCGGCGGCAGCAGCGGCAGUCGUCGUCGCAUCAGGUGUAGUUUCACCAUCGUCGUCGUUAGGAAAGCCUACCAGUAGCACGAGCAACAAUAAUAAUAAUAAGGCCACUACCAACAGUAGCAGCGGGAAUAGUAACAGCAACAACACCCGAAACGGUGUUAAUUUACAUCACCGGGCUGAAAGUUCCACAUCCGAGAAGGAUAGCUCCCGGGAGAGUUCGAAAAGUCCACUGCUGGUGAAGAUGCUGGACAAGCAAGGUGAGAUUUGAUGAGCCGUUCUUCUUGCUGGGUCAUGCUGAAUAUGGGGAAAUGUGCAGUAGCUAACCCCAGUAACCCCCUCUUAAUAUUCACAAAAAUGGAAGUCUUUCAAAAACUGUGAUUUGAUCCUAAGUUUGUUAAAAGUUUCAAAUAAUCUUUAUGGGGGACAUGCUCCGCCUUUAUUCUCAAACGAAUAGCAAUGGAAACGCAUGGUUUGUUACUUCACUGGGCAGGCCCGUGCACAGAAGUGGCGCCAAGGGAGGGGUUUUUGCCAAUUUCGACACAAGGCGGGGAGGUGGGGUUCACCUAGUGUAUGAAGUGUCGGUUUCCUUUAACUAAGAUGGGUUGUAAAAUG